Molecule: messenger RNA, 1688 nt
Organism: Dimorphilus gyrociliatus
Lineage: Eukaryota; Metazoa; Annelida; Polychaeta; Dinophilidae
Source: the annotation of a GenBank genome assembly
AAUGUCUUUCUGCGUUCGAUAUAAUACACGUAAUAAUCACGUGGUGGUUCACCGUACGAGAUCCGUGUCGUUAGAUAGGUCAUGAUAAAUAUUUUCAAACAUCUUUAGUCAUAGAAACGUUAAUAUUGGAAUAUAAUAUUUUAGAGCAGAUCAUGAUCGGAUAUAUUUUUGUAGCCUGUUAUACUAGUUUGUUUUGGUUACUUUACAAGCCAGUUAUACCAAAAUUGUCGGCAGCUAUAAGUAACUCUUUCAGGAAUUUAGACAAACAUCAAAAGAGAAUAUGGAGCGAAAAUGCUGUAUCAACAAUACACGCUGUCGUUGUGUUUUUACUGUCUGUUUGGAAUCUGCUAUUCGACAAGGUGACCCUUGAACAACCCGUUCUCGGAGCCGGCUGGGCUGUUGUCCAUCUGGCCGCAAUAGCAGCUGCAUUCAUGAUAGUUGAUAUUGGUAUUAUGCUGUCGGUUGGUGACCGCUCUGUCUUCUUUUACUUUCAUCAUUUAUCUGUCGCUUUUGCCUGUAUAUUUUGCCUAAUUGAAGGAAGAUUCUGCCCAUGGUUCUCUUCUCUAAAGUCAUUAAGUGAAGCAUCGACGCCUUUUGUUCAUGCGAAUUGGUUCUUGAAGGUUACUGGUGUAUCAGAAAGUAGCGUUUUAUCCAAGCUCUUGACAUAUGUGGUUUUCACAUUGUGUAGAAUACUAGUUAUUCCAUUUUUUUGGUUUUAUGCAUACGUCUACUGGGAUGAGGGGUGGGGCGAACAAGUUACAAAAGUAGUUGUAGCUCCCGUGCUUAGAGCCGCGAUGCUAAAGUUACUUACUCUACUCAUUGUUGCUGGUCUUCUUGGCUUUGUAGAAUCAGAUUCAGUAUGUGGUGACAAAGUGUGCGAAAACGGAGGUGUUUGUUCGCAGAAUACUUGCUUGUGUAAUAAUGAUUACGAAGGAACUACCUGCUCUAAGAAGAAAUUGACUACUGUUGCUCUGAUUGCUAUUAUUCUUAUUUGUAUUUUUCUUUUGCUUGCUGUGCUAAUAACGGUGUGUAUAAUAAAACGACGAAAGGGGAGACAACAAGUUCCUCUGAUUGACAAGGAAUCAAGAAGAUCCAACUACAAUGACGAAGAAGAGCCCAGGAUUAACAUAGCUGAAGCGGAUAUUCAAGAGAAUUUGAGAAAGCACUCUAAAAACCAGCAAGUACCCGUAAGUACAAUCUCUGAACCAGGAGCCUCUAGGCCAGUUUUGACAAGUUUAAGCCAAGAUGAACCAUACUCAAGAAACUCUCAACAGCCAAAAUCCUCAAUUUUAGCCAAACCAGAGCAUUCAAAUUCAGUAGUUACGCCUCCUAAGUUAGAGACAAAUAGAACAACAGCUGAAAUACCUUUAAGAAAACCACAAAAUUCUGUACAUGAUCAAUCGGAUAUUAUUCGCCGUGAAAGACCAGUACCGGCUAAACGUGUUCUAGCUGAUCAGAAUUCAACAAUAGGUUCAUCUGUAAAAAUGCACUCGGGCGAACCACUAGCUCCAGUUAAUUACCUAACACCAAGAUCAACCACAAGCACAAAUUCAACAACAGACUAUUUCAGCACUGGUGCAUCAUUUUGGUAUCCAGCCUACGUUGGAGGACCAACAGGCGGUAUGGGAAGCUCACUUAUGAUGGUGGGAAGUUCUACUUCUUUAACCAAAGUUCCAUCUCGAAAGUAA